CGGUGUGACUCAGGGUGUCCACCACUAUAACCUCGCCAAUCUAGACUGACAUGACAAGUCACACGCCAGUAGAGGCCGGGCGGUGAAUGGGCUGUGUGAGUUGGAGAGAAAGAAGAGAAACACAUUGUUCAGUGGCGAUCACUGAUUUGUGAGAAACGGAGGACAACAUCCUGCAGGUCAGGGGAAGCAGAGCUGCAAUAACGGCAGGUGGAGAUGGGGCGCGAUCUGCUGCACCUGGGAUUCCUCCUCACAGUUCUCCAGCAGCUAGCUUGCCCAGCUGAGCCGUGUGGGAACACCUCCAACACCUCGCUACAUGCCCUGGUGGGGGAGAACGUCGCCAUGAGUUGCCCCUUCUCAGUCGACGACCCCAGAAAGGCCCCAACGGUCCAGUGGAACUAUCAGAGCCAGACCAACAACACAGAAAACAUCAACCUCUACACGAGCAUGAAUGGGAAUGAGAGCCGCUCGUUCUACAGGCCGCCCUUUGAGGGCAGGACGUGGGUUAACGCCACAGGGCUGGCCCAUGGCGACGCCACCCUGCACCUUGCCGGAGUCACGACGUCCGACCAAGGGAACUUCUCCUGCUGGGUGGGCCUGGUCCACGACUGUGUGUCUGUGGAGGUGCAGCUCUGGGUCAGCGGUAAGCAGGAGGGAGAGGCGAGGAGGCACGUGUUGGGUGGAGAGGCCUCCGGGCCACCUCGGCUUUCGGAUUCAGCCUUGGGGAGAAGAGAGCCUGAGAACCAUCACCAUCACCACCAGUGUAGGUUGGAGCUAGACUGCGGGCUCGCUGCCACCUGCUUCUCUGGCCUGGUGCUUUCCCUUGCCGCAGCAGUUACCUUGUGUGUGUGAGUGCAGGGACAGGGGCUCGACCCCAACUGGGAUGUGGCUGUGAAACGCUCGGAAGCUGCCGUGUGAUCGAAGGGGACAGCCGCCUCCUCAAACACGCCAGCCUCUCACACAUCCCAGUGCGGCAGAUGGCAUGGGGCCCUCCAAGCCAGGCUGGCACAUGAAACAUACACCACUGGGACACUGAGCGCUUUGUACACUGAACCACUACCCUGGCACCGCUUUGCUUCCGUGAAGACACGACCUGCACCGACGGGAGGGGUUGUCCCAUCGCUGUAGAUCAGGGGUCGGCAACCUUUCAGAAGUGGUGUGCCGAGUCUUCAUUUAUUCACUCUGAUUUAAGGUUUCGCGUGCCAGGAAUACAUUUUACCGUUUUUAGA
Mauremys reevesii (Reeves's turtle) is the source of this 1226-nucleotide messenger RNA. RefSeq lists its product as uncharacterized. The coding region runs from base 214 to 849 and encodes 211 amino acids. The transcript is spliced from 4 exons. Lineage: Eukaryota; Metazoa; Chordata; Testudines; Geoemydidae. The record is from RefSeq and is a predicted model, not a curated record.